CGCGCCUCCCCCCAACUCGUCCAGAGUUAGUUGUAGCUAUAGACCUGGUUGUUGUAGCGCACGCAGUAGCCAUAGGAAAUGCGGCUGCUUGCUGCCAAGAUGAGUGGCGGCGCCAAGGCCUACGCCGCCGUCGUCCUGAUCAGGAUCAUGUACUCCGGCAUGCACGUCAUGAGCAAGGUGGCCCUGGAUCAGGGCAUGAACCCGCUGGUGUUCCUGUUCUACCGGCAUACCACUGCCGCGCUCGUUCUCAUCCCUGUCACCUUUGUUGUCGAGAGGCGGAAAGCUAAGCCGGUUACGUUCAAGAUUGGAUGGAAGAUGUUCAUACAUGCCCUCUAUGGGGUGACAGCAUGCGGUGACUUGUUUAACCUUGGACUCAACUACACUUCUGCUACGUCAUCUUCAGCGUUGUACAACGUUCAACCGGUGGUCACAUUCAUCCUAGCCGUCAUAUUUGGGAUGGAGACUCUGAAACUGACUCGGUUCCAUGGCAAAGUGAAAUUCGCGGGCAUCCUGUUCUGCGUCGCCGGCGUCACCAUCCUGGCCUUCUACGAGGGCCCGAUGUUCAGGUCCUUCAACCACCACCAUCUGUUUCAGAACGGCGGCGGCGGCGGCGGUAGCUCUGCAGCAGGAGCAGGAGACACGCACUCCAAGAAGCAGUGGGUGCUGGGGAUCUUCCUCAUGACACUAUCCAACGUUCUAGCAGGCCUGUGGACAGUGCUCCAGGGGCCUCUGAUAGAGGACACGUCGAAGCUGAUGAACACGACGCUGCAGAUCUCGUGGGCGUCGCUCCAGGCCUUCCUGGUGGCCGUUGCGGUGGAGAGGGACUUCUCCAAGUGGAGGCUGGGCUGGAACGUCGGCCUCGCUGCCAUAAUCUACAGCGGCGUGAUCGUGACGGCGCUUUCCUACUACAUGCAAAUGUGGACGAUCGCCAAGAGGGGCCCGGUGUUCCUGGCCAUGUCCAUGCCGCUCACCUUCGUCUUCACCAUCGUCAUAUCCUCCUUCGUCAUAGGGGACGCAGUCAGCCUAGGAAGCAUCUUUGCCGGGGCGUUACUGGUUGGAGGCCUGUACAAUGUGUUCUGGGGCAAGAGCAUCGAGGAGCGAGACGACGACGACCUGAUGAACAAGAUCAGCGGCCCGGGAAAAGCCGGGCUGGACAAGGCGGCGGACAAUAAUCCGGCGUCGUCGUCCCAAGUGCCGGAUGACGGUGCGGAGGCAAAGGUCUAAUCCAGCCUCUUUCAUCAGUCAGCCAGAGACGGGAACGAUCGAUCAUCGAUCUGCGUCAAAAGCUAGGCGGCCAGCAGGGGCCAAAGCCAAGCCACUGGUUAAUUUAUUUCAGGGUGCUGGGAAACAAAACAACGAGGAACGGAGCACACGUAUUGUGAUUUGUGAAUGUGACGUGACGUGAUCGAUAUGCAGGUCUACUCACCGGCCGGCCGGCCGGACUCGUGUGGCACACGCACGCUGUAAAUUUGGUCUCGGAUUUUAAAAAAAAA
Messenger RNA from Zea mays, 1493 nucleotides. RefSeq lists its product as uncharacterized. NCBI's taxonomy places the organism in Eukaryota, Viridiplantae, Streptophyta, Magnoliopsida, Poales, Poaceae. Gene Ontology annotation, cellular component: membrane. The record is from RefSeq and is marked validated. The coding region runs from base 79 to 1224 and encodes 381 amino acids. Gene Ontology annotation, molecular function: transmembrane transporter activity. The transcript has 7 exons.